AGCUCCUUUGUUGUGCUUUCCAUGGGAGUACUUGCAAAGAUGGAUGAAUUCUGAAAAAAAUUUCUAUGGUACAGAUGGGUCACAGAAACCAAAUUCUGCGUUUAUUUACACAUUUGCAAGUUCCUUGUUCUGUUUGUUCUCUAGGAAAUUCACAUGUGUACAAUUAUGAGUACAGAGCUUUUUCUUGUUGCAAAUGUUUUGUAAAGGUAUUUUUUAUUAUUAAAUUACUUGAGGAAAAACUACACCAGUUUUUUACAUUUUUCUAGAAUCAUCCAAAACCUAUAAAACAAGGAUUCAUAAAACUUUACAAUAAUAUAUUGGCAACAGGGUGACAAAGAUGCCUGGUUUCUUCUGUGAUCUAUUUUCUUUUUCUCAAGGAAUGGGGGUCCUUUCCAAAACUUACUUUGUAGGUCUUUUAACUUUUUAAAAUUCUGAAUACUGCCUUUGGUUUGGUCUGUUUGAUGGAAUAUUUUUUGGAGAAUAUGUUAGAAGUAUCUAAAAGAAUUUAGAAAACUAAAAUUAAAGCUUUACUAACACUGCAUUUGUAAAUUUACCCUGAUCAUAACCUGCUUGUUGCCAAAGAUGUGAUAUUGUUACUCCCUUACUAGACGGGCAGAGUUGCAGUAAUGAUGCCAAUUAGUUCUUUGCAACAGGUCAUAGGAGAGGAGGCACCUGUGAAUAAACAUGAUAUUUGCAUAUUUUAGCAAUAAACAGACUUCAAUGAGGAAGUGAAUUUUGCUGAAUUAAUAAUGUAUAAUAUUAAUGGCAGCUGUGUGCUGUACUCACUGCCCUGUUUUGCUUGAGUACUUUACAAGGUGAACAGAGAAAAACCUGUAUCUGUUAAAGACUGAGAUACAUGCACAUCUUUGGCUCCAUUCCUUCUGGAAAUGUAUCUCUUACCUUCUCCACAGGUACGGAAUAAUACAAAAUGAAUGAAAAGUCCUUUUUGUUUUUCCUGUGCAAAUGCAGGUCACUGCAAUGAGACUUUAAUAAAAAAAAUUUUGAGCCCUCACUUUCUCCUUUAAACUGAGAAAUAACAUUAUUCCUCCUCUCUGUUUUCUGCUUGUUACAUUUUGUUCGCUUUCUUUUUUCUUCUGCUUGCUCUGGCACUGGUGCUGAAUGUUGAUGAGAGGAAAACUUGACUCACUUCCAAGAAGUCAUUUGCAGUGAUUCCUUCUAGUACUAUCUUUAUUUGAUUCACUGGCCUGAUGCACAGGUUCCAGGUAAAAGCAAUCGAGAGGUCCGAGCUGAAACCUGGAGAGCCAUGGAAGAGCUCUAUGAGAAAGGUUUAUGUAAAUCAAUUGGCGUAAGCAAUUUUCUUAUCAGCCAUCUUGAGCAACUAAAGGAGGACUGUGUGAUUACUCCACAUGUUAAUCAGGUUGAAUACCACCCUUUUCAAAGACCUCAGGAGCUGGUUGAUUAUUGUAGGAGCAGAAAUAUUGUUUUUGAAGGCUACUGUCCUUUAGCCAAAGGUGAAGCACUCACCCAUCCUACUGUCAUUCAGCUGGCAAAGAAGUAUGGCAGAACUCCAGCACAGAUUUGCAUACGCUGGAGCAUACAGAAUGGGAUUGUCACUAUUCCAAAGUCAACAAAGGCAGAACGGAUAGAGGAAAACUGCAAGGUGUUUGAUUUUACAAUAACAGAAGAUGAUGUUGAAAUUCUGAAUGGAAUGCAUGAUGGGAGACAUGUUUCCUGGGAUCCAAGUUUUAUUGUGUGAAUCAAGGUUUUUGAUUCUAAUCUGAGGAAAGAAGACAUGAAAUUUUUGAACACUGAAUAACAACAGAAAAUUAAUUUAUCUAACCUAUUCCCUGUGGAAAGAAUAAUUUAAAACCAGAUUGUUCUAAACUGGAAAAGCAAUGUAACUGGAACAUUGAUUAAUUUUAAAUUGAACAAUAAAUCUGAAUUGUUCUCUUAGGUACUCAGUAUACUCAAGAAUCAGAAUAAAUGGUUUGUAGUUACUCUUAUGUAACAAAUUAAUAAAAUAAUUUAAUUUA
Molecule: messenger RNA, 1994 nt
Organism: Melospiza melodia melodia
Lineage: Eukaryota; Metazoa; Chordata; Aves; Passeriformes; Passerellidae
Exons: 7
Coding region: 1265-1717 (150 amino acids)
Molecular function (GO): oxidoreductase activity
Source: RefSeq, a predicted model, not a curated record